Truncatella angustata is the source of this 228-nucleotide messenger RNA. RefSeq lists its product as uncharacterized. The coding region runs from base 30 to 212 and encodes 60 amino acids. The transcript has a single exon. The record is from RefSeq and is a predicted model, not a curated record. Lineage: Eukaryota; Fungi; Ascomycota; Sordariomycetes; Amphisphaeriales; Sporocadaceae.
CAGCUCCUGGACCAGCCGUUCCAGGUCUUAUGGACAAAGGAAGAAAACUUGCACGUACUCUAUAUAAUAAGGUCUGGGAGGUCUGUUGCCAGCGAAAAGGCAGAUUCGGCUUUUUCGCUAGUCUCCUGAUUUCAAUGAUAUUGAUGGGACGAUCCAAGAAACAAGGCACGUUUUUGAGGCCGACAAGAAGGCUAACGGUGUCAUCGUCAUGAUAUCUUAUGAGUUGAC